Molecule: messenger RNA, 2574 nt
Organism: Trichechus manatus latirostris (Florida manatee)
Lineage: Eukaryota; Metazoa; Chordata; Mammalia; Sirenia; Trichechidae
Gene: ZFTA
Product: zinc finger translocation associated
Exons: 8
Coding region: 1-2574 (857 amino acids)
Biological process (GO): negative regulation of DNA-templated transcription
Source: RefSeq, a predicted model, not a curated record
AUGGCCCCAGGGACCUCAAGCCAGCACCUGCUCCUCCAGCCGUUCCGCGCGCCCCCGGCUGCCGCGCGGGGUCCGUUCCUCUCCGCUUCCCGGGAGCAGGGGGCCCCCGCGGCGUCCUGGGACUCACAGGCAGGGCCCGCGUGGGCGCUUCUCGGCUGUGGUGGCGCACGUCCCCAGGUGUCCGACACCCUGCCCGAGGCCAGCGUUCUUCGCCGCCUCGGGCUAGGCGGGGCUCAGCCCCCUCUCCCGCCCGAGUCCCCCGCGGCCGAGGCCCCCGCCCGCGGCCGGCUCCGGGAGCCUCGCCCGUCUGCCCCUCCAAUGGAGAAGCCCAGCUCCCCGCACUGCCGGGCGGCUCCCGCGGGAGGGGGCGCGGCCGCCCCCGCGGCUCCACCCUCUCGGCGGGGCGCAGCCAGCUGGGGCCCCUGCCAGUCGCGUCCGCUUCGGGGCCCGCGCCGAGCUCGCGCCCCGCUCGCGCGGAGGAAGAGCGCUGUGGCAGGGACCUGGCCUUCCCGGCUCCGCACUAGGCGCUCCCCUGCCUGCUCGGUGCGGGAGCCGGGCGCUGAGAUGACCCGAGGGGGCGGUGGCUGUUCUCUGAGCCUGGGUGGAAGCGCAUGGCUGUGGACUCGGGCGCCCCUAGCACCUCGGCGACCCUUCGGGAACGGGGACCGGAGCCCCGGAGACGGCGGGCAAGAUCUGCAGCUGGAAGGGGGUGCCUUGGGGUCCUGGGGAAGUGCCCCCCUGUCCUCCAGGGCCAGGGGACCAGCAUCGUCAGGCAGGAAAUACUCAGACCACUGUGAGGCCAGGGCCUCAAGGCCUGGAAAGAGCCGCAUCCCCGGCCGUGACCACCGGCGCUACUACCACGACCACUGGCGGCUGGAGUACCUGAUGGACUUCAACCCUGCCCGGCACGGCAUGGUGUGCAUGGUGUGCGGCAGCUCCCUGGCCACGCUAAAGCUCAGCACCAUCAAGCGGCACAUCCGCCAAAAGCACCCCUACUCCCUGCAUUGGAGUCCCCGAGAGAAGGAAGUCAUCAGCAACAGCUGGGAUGCCCACCUGGGGCUGGGGGCCUGUGGAGAGGCCCAGGGCCUGGGGGCCCAGGGCGCUGAGGAGGAGGAGGAGGAGGAAGAGGAAGAGGAGGAAGAGGGGGCCAGCCUCCCAGCUUGCCAGCCCAAGGGCCCAGGCAAAGCCCCAGCUGGUGGGGGUGGCCGGCGCCAGCGGCGAGGGGGCCCAGUGGCACCUCGGGCUCGGCAUCGGGCCUCCCGGAGGGCCGGGGGCAGCAGGGGGCAGGGGGCCCGGCGCCUGGAGCGAAGGCUGAAGGAAUCCCUGCAGAACUGGUUCCGGGCUGAGUGUCUCAUGGACUAUGACCCACGGGGGAACCGGCUGGUGUGCAUGGCCUGUGGCCGGGCACUGCCCAGCCUGCACCUGGACGACAUCCGUGCCCACGUGCUGGAGGUGCACCCCAGCUCCCUGGGGCUCAGCGGCCCCCAGCGCAGCGCCCUGCUGCAGGCCUGGGGUGGUCAGCCCGAGGUGCUGCCUGAGUUCACCCAGCCCCCAGCAGACGACAGCCUCAUCCCCCAGGACCUGACCAGAAAGAGCCAGGACUCGGCCCCCGCUGCCAGAGCCCCCUCCUCUCAGGAUCUCGGCCCCUCAGACGUAAAGGAAGAGGCUGGCUGGGUCCCUGAGAGUCCCAGGCCCGCACAGGAGGAGGAGCUGGAGGAGGGCGAGAGGGCUGGGGUUCCGGGCCGGCCGCCGCGGGGCCGCGACCACCGCCGCCACUACCAGGAGCGCUGGCGGCUGGAGUACCUCAUGGAGUUCGACGGUGGCCGGCGCGGCCUGGUGUGCAUGGUGUGCGGCGGCGCGCUGGCCUCGCUCAAGAUGAGCACCAUCAAGCGGCACAUCCGCCAGCGCCACCCGGGCUCCACGCGCCUCAGCGGGCCCGUCAAAGCCCUCAUCGCGCAGGAGUGGAGCGAGAAGGCCGCUCACCUGCUGGCCCUGGGGCUGCCCUGCCCCGAGUCCCCCCGGGGCCCAGCCGCCCCCAGCACAGCCUCAGCCAACGAGCAGGGUGGGGCCGAGGAGGAGGAGCAAGAGGAGGAGGAGUGGUGGGGCGACGUCCCGCUCUCCCCGGGGGAGCCGUCGGAGCGGCCCGCCGAGGAAGAGGAGGAUGAAGACGACGGUGCGGAGCUCGGGGGGCUCGCCUUCCCGCCCCUGCCCCCGCCGCCGCCACCACCGCCUCCCCCGCCGCCGCCCCGCAGCCGAGAGCAGCGACGGAACUACCAGCCACGCUGGCGGGGCGAGUACCUGAUGGACUACGACGGCAGCCGGCGCGGCCUGGUAUGCAUGGUGUGCGGCGGCGCGCUGGCCACACUCAAGGUGAGCACCAUCAAGCGGCACAUCUUGCAGGUGCACCCCUUCUCCAUGGACUUCACGCCUGAGGAGCGCCAGACCAUCCUGGAGGCCUACGAGGAGGCGGCGCUGCGCUGCUACGGCCACGAGGGCUUCGGGCCGCCAGCCCCCGCUCCGCGCGACGGCAGCGCCGACCUCAAGCCGGAAGCCAAAUUGGCCUCCAAGUGUUAG